AUGAAGAAGGCGCUUUUUGAACGCAUGCAAGUGGCUCCUGUUGACCAGCAGGCCAGUUCUGCGGAUGCCAGCGAUUACUAUUAUCGCAUAACAUUUGUUUUGGGCCUUACGCCGCCCAAAGAGGGUUUGGCCAGAUGGAUCUACUUUUUGUGGAGCGCGAUUGUGAUGUGGCUGGGCAUUGUAUACCUGCCGCUGGGACUAACCCUCACCUAUGUGCUGCACUUCGAUAGGUUCACGCCGACCGAGUUUCUCAGCUCCUUGCAAGUGGACAUCAACUGCAUCGGCAACGUGGUCAAGAGCUUUGUGACCUUUUCCCAGAUGUGGCGACUCCGCAGGAUGAACGAACUGAUUGCCCCGUUGGAUGCGAGAUGUGACACUCCGUCGCAGCGUCAGAUACUCCAUAAGGUGGUGGCUCGGGUGAACCUCACAGUGUUUAUCUUCGUAUCAAUGUACUUGGGUUUCGGUUUCCUAAACGUCUUCACCUCGGUGCUGGCGGGCAAGGCACCUUGGCAGCUGUACAACCCGUUUGUGGACUGGCAAAACGGCUACUGGCAACUGUGGAUUGCCUCGUUCCUGGAGUGCUUUGUCGUCAGCAUUGGAACGAUGCAGGAACUGAUAUCCGAUGCCUAUCCCAUUGUCUUCGUCUCCUUGUUCAGGGGUCAUCUGGCUGUGCUCAAGAAUCGAAUCGAGAAUCUGCGACAGGAUCCGGAGCUCAGUGAGGAGGAGAACUACAGGCAGUUGGUGGCCUGCAUCCAGGAUCAUCGCACCAUUGUUGAAAGUGCCCAAGUCAUUAGACCCAUUUUGUCGAUCACCAUCUUUGCCCAAUUCAUGCUAGUUGGCAUUGAUCUGGGUUUGGCCGCCAUCAGCAUCCUAUAUUUUCCGAACACCAUCUGGACGAUCAUGGCGAAUGUUUCGUUUAUCCUGGCCAUUUGCAUGGAGUCCUUUCCGUGCUGCAUGCUCUGCGAACAUCUGAUCGACGAUUGUGCCCAUGUCAGCGACGCACUUUUCCACUCGAACUGGAUAAGUGCAGAGAAGCGGUACAAGUCAACGGUUAUUUACUUUUUGCACAGGGUCCAGCAACCCAUUCAGUUUACAGCCGGCUCGAUUUUUCCCAUUUCGGUGCAAAGCAACAUUGCUGUGGCCAAGUUUGCCUUCACCAUCAUCACAAUCGUCAAUCAAAUGAAUCUGGGCGAGAAGUUCUUCAAUAACAGGGCAAACGCCGAACCCGACCUUUAA
This is a messenger RNA of Drosophila elegans, 1236 nucleotides long. RefSeq names its product putative odorant receptor 59c (gene Or59c). Gene Ontology annotation, biological process: sensory perception of smell; detection of chemical stimulus involved in sensory perception of smell. The transcript is spliced from 2 exons. Bases 1 to 1236 code for a protein of 411 amino acids. Lineage: Eukaryota; Metazoa; Arthropoda; Insecta; Diptera; Drosophilidae. Gene Ontology annotation, molecular function: olfactory receptor activity; odorant binding. Gene Ontology annotation, cellular component: plasma membrane. The record is from RefSeq and is a predicted model, not a curated record.